AAUGCAAACCAUUUAACGAACAAAAAUACAACGACUUUGACUGUCGUUAAAAAAAGGUAGAACUGCAAUUUAUUCAAUGUCAAUUUCGAUUUGUUUAUGAAUUGCUUUCAAAAACGAAUUGAAAAAUAAUUUAAAAAAAUUCAAUUGUCUAGAUUCUAAUAGAAUACAAUGGGCCUCACUAACGAACAACUUCAUGCUGGUCGUUGAAUAACUUUCAAAAUAAAUGCAAAAUGUCAUGUUGAUGGGCAAUUGUCAAAUGAUACCGUAGAUAUGAAGGUUUUCUAGUCGAAAAAGUGAGGUUUUGAUAUCAUGUUAGCAAAGACCUGAAUUUGUGUGAUGAAAUUGAAUUAAAGAGAUGUGAAAUUUACUGUUCAAUAAACACAGUCAUCAUACUUAUAUCACCAGUUCAACAGACAUUUUAAACGAACGAUAGCAUUUAAUUCAUUACUUUAUGUGCUAUUUGUACAUUCGAAUUAAAGUCAAACACCAUUUUACACCCUAAAUCGAAUCAUGUCAUCAUAUCGAAUGUUACAGGCGAUAUCGAGGCUGGAAACGAAUACUUUGCACAGUUUACGAAGGUUUCCAAUAAUCACACACAAUUCGUUGCUUCACAGUAGUUCGCAAACGCAGGCUCUAGCGCAAACAUAUACUAGCGUACAAUUUUUAUUGAAUAAAUAUCGGACGCUUUUUGGUGAUAAACCGCCAAAAGGAUUUGGCAAAUUUUUUGGAGAACGCAGCUCAAAACCACCACCAAAAGUAGACAAUGAAAGUUCUAGUAAAUCGGAACCAUCGGACGCAGCACGAGAUUCAAAUAGACCAAAACGAUCCGAAAACAUGUUUGAAUUCAAAUCGAGUUUUGGCGGUGGCCAAGGAUCCGAUGGCAAAAAAUCAUCCGGCGACAAAGGCAAUUCGGAACGAGAAAAAUGGUUCACAUUUGGUAUGAUCGGUUCAGCACUUGCCAUUGCAGCCAUGUCAUAUUACGGUUAUUCGUAUCAAGAGAUAAGCUGGAAAGAAUUGACAAAUUUGAUUGCCAAAGGAAAUAUUGAGCGCCUGGAAGUCAUUAAUAAAAAAUGGGUUCGAGUUAUUAUGGUAUCUGGCACGGAAACAACGACCAAAACAAUAUGGUUCAACAUUGGCAGCGUUGAUUCGCUCGAAAGAAAUCUGGAGAAUGUCCAACUCGACCUCAAUAUCGACCCGAAUAAUCAUGUAAAUGUCAUUUAUAGAAAUCAAUUCGAACCAGAAAACCUGACUGGUUUGAUUCCAACAUUGCUGAUCAUCGGUACGUUCCUCUACAUGAUGCGUAAAUCGGCAUCAAUGAUUGGUGGAAAGGGAGGAGGUCUCUUCGGUGGUGUUAUGCAGUCAACCGCUAAACUGAUCAAUCCUAGUGAAAUUAAAGUCCGUUUCAAAGAUGUUGCUGGAUGUGAGGAGGCCAAAAUUGAAAUUAUGGAGUUUGUUAAUUUUCUGAAAAAUCCCGAUCAAUACAUCAAAUUAGGAGCUAAAAUUCCGAAAGGAGCUAUGUUGACCGGGCCACCAGGUACCGGUAAGACGCUGUUAGCGAAGGCCACGGCCGGUGAAGCAAAUGUGCCGUUCAUUUCGGUGUCUGGCUCCGAGUUUUUGGAAAUGUUUGUAGGCGUUGGUCCAUCGCGUGUUCGUGACAUGUUUGCACAGGCACGAAAAAAUGCUCCAUGCAUUCUGUUCAUCGAUGAAAUCGAUGCCGUCGGACGAAAACGUGGUGGUAAAAACUUUGGUGGUCAUUCAGAAGCCGAGAAUACAUUGAAUCAGCUUUUGGUCGAAAUGGAUGGUUUCAAUACGACAAUGAAUGUGGUAGUGUUGGCCGCAACAAAUCGAGUUGACAUUUUGGAUAAGGCAUUGUUGCGUCCAGGUCGUUUUGAUCGGCAAAUCUUUGUGCCAGCUCCGGAUAUUAAAGGUCGUGCCAGCAUCUUCAAAGUUCAUUUAGGUCCAUUGAAAACAGAUUUAGACAAAUUGGAACUAUCACGAAAAAUGGCCGCAUUAACGCCUGGUUUCACCGGUGCCGAUAUUGCGAAUGUUUGCAACGAAGCUGCAUUGAUUGCGGCGCGUGACUCAAACGAAUCCAUUAUUAUGAAGCAUUUUGAACAGGCCAUCGAACGUGUCAUUGCUGGCAUGGAAAAGAAAACAAACGUACUAUCACCUGAUGAAAAACGAACCGUUGCUUAUCAUGAAGCUGGCCAUGCGAUUGCCGGCUGGUAUUUGGAGUUUUCGGAUCCAUUGUUGAAAGUAUCGAUUAUUCCGCGCGGUAAAGGUCUUGGUUACGCACAAUACUUGCCAAAGGAUCAGUAUCUCUUAACAAAAGAGCAAUUGUUUGAUCGAAUGUGUAUGACACUGGGUGGCCGAGUAUCGGAGGAGAUUUUCUUCGGUCGCAUCACAACCGGUGCCCAAGAUGAUUUGCAAAAGGUUACCCAAAGUGCCUACGCUCAAAUUGCCGUGUACGGUAUGAAUCCAAAGGUGGGCAAUGUCAGUUUUGACACACAAGAACGUGUUACCAAACCAUAUUCCGAACAAACGGCCCAAUUAAUCGACGAAGAAGUUCGCAAACUUAUCGAUUCAGCCCACAAACGCACCACAGAAUUGCUUAAAAAGCACAUAACCGACGUGGAAAAGGUGGCCGAGCGUUUACUUAAAAAUGAAGUGUUGAAACGCGAGGAUAUGAUUGAACUACUCGGACCACGUCCGUUCAAAGAGAAAUCGACGUACGAAGAGUUCGUCGAGGGCACUGGAUCAUUCGAAGAAGACACAACACUGCCCGAAGGCUUGAAGAGUUGGAACAAAGAAAAGAAUGUCGAUGUCAAGCCACCAACACCGGUUGACACACCGAAAACAACAACAACAACAACAACAACAAAGGAGACAGCAGCAGCCAGCAAAGAUGAAAAUCAGGAAAAGAAGUCAUAAUUUAGCAAUUUUCUAAUUUCGUUGUUACAUUGUUCUUUUUUUGUCGAUUGAGAAAUGGUUGUAGUGAGCCUUUAAACUAAAACCUGUGCAUAAAUUCAUAUGAUUUAAAAUCAAUGAAAACAAAACAAAAAAAUUAAGUUGACCAUGGUUUUUUUUCUUCUGUAAUAAAUUCACAGUAUAGUUAUUUAAGACAAUAAAAA
Messenger RNA from Sitodiplosis mosellana (orange wheat blossom midge), 3131 nucleotides. It is a transcript of the gene Afg3l2, whose product is annotated as AFG3-like protein 2. The record is from RefSeq and is a predicted model, not a curated record. The transcript has 7 exons. Lineage: Eukaryota; Metazoa; Arthropoda; Insecta; Diptera; Cecidomyiidae. Gene Ontology annotation, molecular function: ATP hydrolysis activity; metalloendopeptidase activity; zinc ion binding. Gene Ontology annotation, biological process: mitochondrial protein processing; protein-containing complex assembly. The coding region runs from base 511 to 2931 and encodes 806 amino acids. Gene Ontology annotation, cellular component: m-AAA complex; membrane.